Molecule: messenger RNA, 1058 nt
Organism: Nicotiana tabacum (common tobacco)
Lineage: Eukaryota; Viridiplantae; Streptophyta; Magnoliopsida; Solanales; Solanaceae
Product: expansin-A4-like
Biological process (GO): plant-type cell wall organization
Cellular component (GO): extracellular region
Source: RefSeq, a predicted model, not a curated record
CUAAUUAGUUCUCUAAUUAGUCAUUUCUCUAACAUUAAUUACCUGAAAGCUUCUUCUUCACCAAUGGCUAUUGUUGCAACAUUUUCCAUUCUUUCAAUGGCUAAUUAUGCAACAUUUUCCAUUCUUUCUCUUUUUUUCAUCUUCUUCUUAAGCUUUUGCGUCAAUGAGAGUUUUGCUGAUAAUGGAGGGUGGCAAAGUGCUCACGCCACAGCCUAUGGAGGGGGUGAUGCAUCUGGCACUAUGGGGGGUGCUUGUGGUUAUGUUAAUUUGAACAGCCAAGGUUAUGGAACAAAUACUGCAGCAUUAAGCACAGCUCUAUUCAACAAUGGUUUGACAUGUGGGGCUUGUUAUCAGCUCAAAUGCAACAAUGACGGCAAACGGCGCAUUUCUGGAACAAUUACUGUCACUGCUACAAAUUUCUGUCCUCCUAAUCCAUCUUUACCUAGCAACAAUGGUGGCUGGUGCAAUCCUCCUCUUCAACAUUUCGAUUUGGCACAGCCUGCUUUCUUGAAAAUUGCUCAAUAUAAAGCCGGCAUCGUCCCAGUAUCUUUCCGCAGGGUGCCUUGCAAGAAGAAGGGAGGAAUAAGGUUUACAAUAAAUGGCCACUCCUAUUACAACUUGGUUUUGGUGACUAAUGUUGGAGGUGCUGGUGAUGUUCAUUCAAUUUCCAUAAAAGGGUCCAAAAAUGGAUGGACAUCAAUGUCAAGAAAUUGGGGCCAAAACUGGCAAAGCAAUUCAUAUCUCAAUGGCCAAAGUCUUUCAUUUAAAGUGACUACAAGUGAUGGAAGAACUGUCACAAGCAACAAUGCUGCACCAGCUAAUUGGCAAUUUGGCCAAACUUUUGAAGGGAGACAAUUUUAGUUUCACCUACACACUCUAGGAGAAAAUAAAUAAAGAGGCUAGAGAGGACGUCAACUUUUAUAUACUGAUAGUGUACAAAAUUAUCAUUCUGAAAUAAUCAUUAUUAGUGAGUGUGUAUUAAUAACGUUAAAAUAAGAUAAAUAAUAUGUUAUACUCCUAAUAGAUUAUAAGUUAUAUCUAUUCAAAAUUGUUUUGUA